UCUUUCGUCUCCAUCGAUGAUGCCCUUCCAAGACUUGGAUCCCUCCACCGUUCCACUGUUCCUGUAUCCUUGGUCCACUUCUGCCGAGUUGUAUUGCUUUCCUGCAGUUCAUCUUCCACCAUGUCCGCCGAGAAGUCCGACGUCGCGGUCGGGGGUCACGCCGAAGAGCGCCAUGUUGACGCUCCGGAAGUCGACGCAGCCGUCCAUAUUGCUCACCAGACGCAAGAUGGCACUUAUUCGCCCUGGACACCGCACAUGUUUCGACUAUACGCCGUCUUGUUCAUUGCCUACCUCAAUGGAGCGCUCAAUGGUUACGAUGGGUCCCUUAUGGGUGGCCUGAAUGGAAUGAAAUCGUACUUGAACUACUUCCACAAAGAGACCGUGGACGAGAGCACCGGGAUCAUCUUCGCCAUGUACAACAUUGGGAGUGUCGCCGCCGUCUUUUUCACCGGACCUGCAAACGAUUACCUCGGUCGCCGAUGGGGUAUGUUCAUUGGAGCUGCCAUUGUUAUCAUCGGCACUUGUAUUCAGGCCACAACCAAAACCUCUGGCCAAUUCCUUGCUGGACGAUUCGUUCUUGGAUUUGGUGUCAGUUUCUGCUGUGUUUCAGCUCCGACCUAUGUCUCUGAGAUGGCACACCCAACAUGGCGAGGAACCAUUACAGGCGUUUACAACUGCACCUGGUACGUUGGGUCAAUCAUAGCCUCAUGGGUUAUCUAUGGAUGCUCCUACAUCGACGGCACCAGUGCUUGGCGGUUGCCAAUCUGGCUUCAGAUGGUGACCUCUGGUAUCGUUUGUGUCGGAGUCUUCUUCAUUCCCGAAUCCCCGCGAUGGCUCAUGGCGAACGACAAACACGAAGAAGCCGCGAAGGUCCUUGCCAAAUACCACGGCGAGGGCUCAAUUGAUCACCCCAUCGUCCAGCUUCAACUGAAGGAAAUGGCCAUUCAAAUCAGUACAGAUGCAUCAGACAAGUCGUGGUGGGACUAUAGCGAACUCUGGAAAACCCACUCCGCCCGUCGCCGCCUCAUCUGUGUGCUGGGCAUGGCUUUCUUUGGACAGAUUUCCGGCAACUCGCUCAGCUCGUACUACUUGACCGCUGUGCUUGAGAACGCCGGCAUCACAGACGAGAAGCGCGUCUUGGCGUUGAACGCGAUCAACCCCAUUUUGUGCUUGGGCGCCGCUCUUUUCGGAGCCCGUAUGACAGACGUUGUUGGUCGUCGACCACUUUUGAUCUACUCCAUCAUCUUCUGCUCCUGCUGUUUUGCCGUCAUCACCGGGACCUCCAAGUUGGCAACGGAUGAUCCCAGCAAUGUUGCUGCUGCCAAUACCACCAUUGCCUUUAUCUACAUCUUUGGCAUCGUCUUUAGCUUCGGCUGGACUCCUCUUCAGAGCAUGUACAUCGCUGAGACCCUCAGCACAGCCACCCGCGCCAAGGGUACUGCCGUCGGCAACUUUGCCAGUGCUGUUGGAAGCACCGUCAUUCAGUAUGCCAGUGGACCAGCUUUCCUCAACAUCAAGUACUACUUCUACAUUGUCUUCAUCUUCUGGGACCUCUUCGAAGCAGUCUUCAUUUACUUCUACUUCCCCGAAACGAAGGAUCGCACACUCGAGGAGUUGGAGGAGGUCUUCAGCGCCCCGAACCCUGUCAAGAAGAGCUUGGAGCCUCGGUCAGCCGAGACUGUCUUGAAGACUAUGCAGGUCGGACUGGACGAAAAGGAGGCGUAUGUCUAG
Molecule: messenger RNA, 1731 nt
Organism: Colletotrichum orchidophilum
Lineage: Eukaryota; Fungi; Ascomycota; Sordariomycetes; Glomerellales; Glomerellaceae
Exons: 9
Biological process (GO): carbohydrate transport; transmembrane transport
Cellular component (GO): membrane
Molecular function (GO): carbohydrate:proton symporter activity
Source: RefSeq, a predicted model, not a curated record